AUGGGGUACUUCAUCCUCCUUUUGACAGUAGUGCUCCUUCGGAGUAUGAUUGUGACAGUAACCGGGUCUACCAUUACCGAAGCUCGCCCACCUCCUCGUGUUGAUGAUUUUGGUCCUACGUGCGAAAUGAUUGAUGGUACUGUAGGCGUUUGCGUACCCAACUACCAAUGCAACCCGGAAACAAAUGCUAUAGACAAAAACACAUUCGUCGACCUACGAAUUGGCACGUGUCCCCACUACAUGCAAGUUUGCUGCUUAAAUUCCGAAGUGGCGAAGCCCAGCGAGCCAAAAGAAAAACUACCCAUGGGGAGUGAAAAUAUUGGUACGGCUGAUUUUGGGGAGUUUCCUUGGAUGGUUGCUAUAUUAAGAAAUACUGCUCCAGACGUUGACUGGUCACAGGAGGACUAUCUCGGAGGCGGUUCCAUCAUCCAUCCUUCAGUUGUGAUCACCGCAGCACACAAAGUCGAUGGCCUGCUUGAAAAUGAGGUGAAGUGCCGAGCUGGUGAGUGGGAUACGCAGGAAGACUCCGAGCUAUAUUCAUCACAAGAACGGCGAGUUAAGAAGAUCGUCACGCACGAUGACUUCUUUAGAUUGCAGGCUUAUUACAACGUGGCCCUGUUGUUCUUGGAGAAACCUUUCACAUUUCGUGACUCGCCUCAAAUUGGAGUGGGAUGUCUGGGCAAGACAAUCCCUGCACCAGGCACCAUGUGCUUCACCAUGGGCUGGGGAAAAGAUUUCAAUGGCAAAUACGCCACUACUCUCAAGAAGAUAAAACUGCCGCUUAUUGAAUCGGACAAAUGCCAGCACAGCCUACGUAACACCAGACUGGGCUCCCGAUUCCUUCUCCACCCGUCUCUGAUCUGUGCAGGCGGUGAGGCUGGGGUCGACACUUGUAAGGGUGAUGGUGGUUCACCCCUUGUUUGUAGCAUUGAGGAUCCCAAAAAAGACACUCGCUUCGCAAUAUUCGGCAUCGUCUCAUCAGGAAUUGGAUGCGGGAGGAGUGAUGUUCCAGGUGUAUACGUAAACGUGCCCUACAUCUACGACUGGGUUGUGGAGCAGAUGAAUGAGGAAAAACUGGAUAAAACCUCCUUUACCUACUAA
Molecule: messenger RNA, 1101 nt
Organism: Parnassius apollo (apollo)
Lineage: Eukaryota; Metazoa; Arthropoda; Insecta; Lepidoptera; Papilionidae
Source: the annotation of a GenBank genome assembly